AUGAGGUAUUUAGCGCUGUGGGCAUUCAUCGUGCUUCUCACUUUCACGGAAGGACGAAGAAGAGUUUACACGGAGGAGGAUGAAGCAAAAUAUCUUCAACAGCUGAAACAACAAGAACUUCAAAAUUUUGAAAUGGAGAUGAAACAACAGUCUGAGCAAAGAGGUGCAAAGUACUCUAGUAGUAUGUUUGGAGUGCAGCUGGAUGGUGGAAGUUUCGAGGCAGAUGAGUUACCAAGUGAAUUAAGAGGACCAACUGCUCCCUGGAAUAGAAAAACUCAAAAAACUUCAAGAAAUGAUCAAACACAAGCACUGGCUCUAAAAUCUCAACCUUCCACCGAAUCUUCCUCCCGUUUUGUGAAUGACAUAACCGACGGCUUUGGUGAAGAGGACCACUGGUGUUAUUAUUGUGCCAGUCCAGUCGAGAAAAUCAAGCUGGACAUGAGGAAAUCCAUCAAAAACUUGCUUGUUAUGCGAAGGACCGCCUUCCCAUUAGAUGCCGUUACACCUGACUGUUUGUCUGGGAAGAACAAGACAAACCUGAAAAAACAAAAAUGUACGUACAAGUAUUGUCAAACGCUGUCAAUUGUUGAUAGAAAUGCUGGAAACUCUUUUGUCGUUCGUGGAUGUGCUGAGCAUUUUGGGGCAAUUAAUGUGCCGGAGCUGGAAAAGAAGAAUGACUAUUCUUGCGACAUGAUUCAUGAGAAGCUGGAAAUCAAGGAAUGUAUCUGCAAAAACAGCAAAUACUGCAAUGCAGGAUGGGGUAAACGAAGCGCAAACGGAGUGUUCCAGCAAUUUCGUAUUGGAUUCAUAAUAAUCUUCGUUAUUUUCUCACUUCUAUUUUAA
Messenger RNA from Caenorhabditis remanei, 843 nucleotides. RefSeq lists its product as uncharacterized. The transcript has 5 exons. NCBI's taxonomy places the organism in Eukaryota, Metazoa, Nematoda, Chromadorea, Rhabditida, Rhabditidae. The record is from RefSeq and is a predicted model, not a curated record. The coding region runs from base 1 to 843 and encodes 280 amino acids.